Molecule: messenger RNA, 1191 nt
Organism: Lasiodiplodia theobromae
Lineage: Eukaryota; Fungi; Ascomycota; Dothideomycetes; Botryosphaeriales; Botryosphaeriaceae
Exons: 2
Coding region: 1-1191 (396 amino acids)
Source: RefSeq, a predicted model, not a curated record
AUGCCACAUUCAACGAAACCCAGCCGGCCAAACACGCCGGCACUCCCCAUCGAGCUGUGGAUGCACAUCCUCUCGUUCGUCUCCGACACCGAGGACCUCCCGCAAGUCUGGUUCGCCGCCCGCGCGUCGUGCCGCCUGCUGCGCGUCGCGACCGAAGCCGCCUUCCCGGCCGCCCACCUGCGCCGCUGGCUGCACGUCUGCUCGUUCCGCAUCCCCGGCGCCGCGCUGGCCUUCAACCGCAUCGCCGACGGCAACAAGGGCAGGGCCGUGCUGAGGGCCGAGCCGUGGAAGGGCUUCGAGGAUAAGCCGGGCAGUCGGGCUGCUGGUCAGUCGAUUGCGAGAGGCGAAGCGAAGCUCGAUGAGAGCGUGACGAGAGACUGGACAAACGUGCUAGAGGAGAGCUCCGCGAAGCGGUUUGGAGAUCAUAUGGUUUGCUUGAGGGGGGUGGUGCAAGAUACGGAAGUUGCCGGGUGGAGUAUUGUGAGCGGAGAGGAUGACGUGUUUGAGGUGGAGGUGGACUGGAAGGAAAUGUUGAACAGAUUAUUUGGGGAGGAAUUGAAGGCGAGGAGAAGGGGAGAAGUUCUGGCCCAGCGCUUUAAGAGAGACCGUGAAGACAAAUGGGCCGUAUAUGGUCCAGAGGUCAUCAACGAUCAACUGAACUUCAGAACCUUCGAGGCAGUCCUGUUGGGGAAUGAGAACCAUCGCGCAUACCAGAAUGGGUAUCGUGAUGCUCGCCGUCUACGUAUCGAGCAGUGGAUCGAGAGGGCCGAGAAAAGCCCAGAGGGCGCGUACGCACUGCGAAAGAAAGAGAUCGAUUCGGAGUGGGUGCCCAACUUCCGGAUGAACGCGGUGCGGGAGCGUUUGGAGAAGAAAAUGGUCGAGUGGGGUGAAGAGCGGUAUCCGCAGCCUUCAGUCAUCAGGAAAAGGCUUCUGGAAAGCGACGUACCGAUGAAACGCGAGCUGUGUACGCUGGAUGAUGAGCUCGCGGCGGAAGAUGAGGAUUGGUUUUAUGACGAUGAAGUCGACUCGGAGAGGUACACAGAGGUUGGUCUGCUUUGGAAAGGCAGAACGUCAGAAGAGGUGGAAAGGAUCAUGCGCGUUGGCGAGUUCGCAGUCAAGCUAGACUCGUUACCGCCUAACAAGCGUCGAGCAUGCACGAGUGGGUCCAGGAUCUUCAACGUAUCAUGCUAG